Molecule: messenger RNA, 1740 nt
Organism: Xenia sp. Carnegie-2017
Lineage: Eukaryota; Metazoa; Cnidaria; Anthozoa; Malacalcyonacea; Xeniidae
Product: potassium voltage-gated channel protein Shal-like
Exons: 4
Coding region: 175-1290 (371 amino acids)
Biological process (GO): protein homooligomerization; potassium ion transmembrane transport
Cellular component (GO): voltage-gated potassium channel complex; membrane
Molecular function (GO): protein binding; voltage-gated potassium channel activity
Source: RefSeq, a predicted model, not a curated record
UGUCAUUCAACAUCGGUAGCUCUGAGUGAGAUAUUAAUUAACUUACUUUGAUCAUCAUACGGGGACGCUAACAUAAUUUUGCGCUGUACAUGCAUGAUUACAAUCAAACUUGUUCUUCCUUAAGCAUAAAUUAUUGGCGUGUAGUUUAUGAGUCUGUGAGCACAUAUUUUUGAGAUGGAUAAGAUGAAAUUAUUGAACAAGCCCGUAGUUAUUAACGUUAGUGGUGAACGUUUUAUGACAAACGAAAGCUUUUUGGCAAGAUACCCAGAAACUUUGUUAGGAGGAAAGCGGAAAUUUUACUACUUCGAUACUCAAAAAGAAGAAUACUUCUUUGAUCGAGAUCCUGAUAUAUUUCCACACAUCCUAAACUUCUACCGUUCAGGUGCUCUUCACUAUCCAUCUAACGAAUGUGUCGAGCUGUUUGAAUCCGAGUUGAAAUUCUUUGGAAUUUUUCCAUCCUCUCUGGCGCUGUGUUGUGUGGAGAAUUUCGAAAAUUCAAAAUCAAAGACAGAGAGAUAUUGUUUAGAAAAAUGCAAAAUGAGACUGACGAAAGCCUUGAGAGCACGAAGAUUAGAAGAAAUUGCCAAAUUCAAAGAGAAAUUGUGGUUCAUUUUUGAAGAACCAGCUUUGUCCACACCUGGACUGGCCGUUUGGGUUUUGACAGUUGUCUUUGUUUUGACAACUGUCGUAAGUUUGAUUAUGGAAACAGUCCCCAAAGAUAGUUCUACCUGGGGAACGCAAAAAAAGAAACAUUUCAACAUCUUGGAAACUAUUUGCGUCACAUAUUUUACAGUAGAGUAUAUACUGAGACUUUACUGUUCUCCAAAUCGAUGGAUUUUUGUGAGACAAUUUACAAACAUUAUCGAUGUUAUAUCAAUCUUGCCCUUCUACUUCAGUUUAAUGCUUGGCAGUCAUAGCAAUAUCAAAAUGUUGGCCAUGUUACGUGUUCUUCGCAUCACUCGUAUAGGCAGAGUCUCGAGAUUUUUUGUCGAUAAAAUUGAAAAACAUGGCAGUUUACUUAAGCAAAACAAAGAUGAACUCAAACCUCUUAUUUUAUGCUUUGUCACAGUUCUCGUCCUGUUCUCAACUAUUAUGUACUACGGCGAGAAAGACAAUAGCGGAUUCCUUAGUAUCCCAGCAUGCUUUUGGUACACCAUUGUAACAAUGACGUCACUGGGCUAUGGUGAUGCAGUCCCAGAAACUAUCAUAGGAAAAAUUAUCGCUGGUUUUUGUUCUUUAAGUGGGAUUUUUCUCAUUGCACUUAUGGCACCUUUGUUGCAGAAAGGAUGAUGGCAAUGAAAAUGUUGUGAAAUCUUUUGUUUGUAUAACUUGUUGCACCAGUGCAAUGUAUUUAUAUAGCAGCAAUGAACACGCGUCAGUUUCGUACAAAAAAUUACUUUGUACAAAAAAUUUACAAAAAAAAUGCAUUGGUCUCAAACCAAUAAGAUGUGACCUUUAUUGGCUAUUGAUGUUUAAAUAGUUUGUAGAACUGUAGCUUGAUAUUGUUUAUUUGGAGGAUUAGAGUGAAGAGUUUGUCGUUUUACCGGAGCUCAUUAUAAAUUAAUAUUAUUAUAUUUCUAUGCAAGUACUCACCUCAAAAAAUAUUUUCAUUCACUUUGUUUUUCAUAUUCGUUCAAUUAGAUGCACAUUACUCUUCUAAAAUUUUGCAUAAAAAUGUAAAAUUAGAUAAACGCCUUAAUGAUUCUAAAGAAAAUAAUCAAAUAAACAUUGAUUUAAGAA